This is a messenger RNA of Hylaeus volcanicus, 3168 nucleotides long. RefSeq lists its product as uncharacterized. The record is from RefSeq and is a predicted model, not a curated record. The transcript is spliced from 3 exons. Bases 1436 to 2104 code for a protein of 222 amino acids. Lineage: Eukaryota; Metazoa; Arthropoda; Insecta; Hymenoptera; Colletidae.
GUAAGUAUUUUUGGAGUCUCGUAACAAUGGCUCCUGCAGCCAAAUUUCAGGAACCAGGCAAAAUUAUGUGAAAACAAACAGAAAUUUAACUAAAGAAAAUACCAGAAAUCAUAUUUCAAAGCACAGCCGAGUUCAUCAAGGUCUCCUCCUGUUCCACCCCCUUUCAGAUUCGUCGCUGAUGAAAUGUAAAUACUUUCAGACCGCGAAGCGAAUUCCCACGAGCGAUGCCUACCACCUAAAGACUGCUGAAAUAUUGGCAGCGCAAACGCUCCGCGGCGCGUAAGGACGAAAGAAAGAACGCAAACAGAGAGUCGUGAACUCCCUCCAUCUUCCAACCCCUCGUGAUUCCCUUGGCGGUAACUGCUACUGCGAUCGCUCGUCUCAAUUUCCUCCACGCAUUCACCAUCACCACCAUCAAUUCAUCCCUACCCUAAUCCAAAAGUCUCUCCGACGGACGGCAUUCACCCUCGUUGCAGCGAUCAGCCUUCGAGCACCUCCGCCCCAUUUUCCACCCCACGACCUUCGACCAGACUCUGGUCGCCACGGGGUCGAAACUCCAAUAAACUUAAUAAACUUUAAAAAAAAAAAAGUAUAUUCCAUCGUUAAAAAAGAAUCAAACGCCAACUUUUAUAGAAAUAAUGAUAACAAACGAAAUCUAGAACACCUGAGAACGAUAAUCCUCACUUCAAUCGUCAUUAGAGGAUUUGCAACAUAUCGCAACGGUAAUAAUAAAAACUCGUGGGACGUAAACAACCUGAAAGACAUUACCAAACCGCGCUCGAUCCGUCCACGAAACCAACGAGAAAACAAACGAAGCAACGGAAAAGGGUUUAUUAAAUUCCCCGGCCGCAGCUAACGAUAUCACUCGGGUAAACGAAACGUUACGCACCCUAACCCCUCUCCACCUCCUUCUGUACCUGUGGCGGACGGGAUUAAUGAAAACAUUCACGCAUCGUUCAUUAGCGGAAUGAAAUUGUCCCCUUGCAGCCACCCCGGUUGAUCGCGCAGAGUUUGGCCAAAGUUCUGUUAGGCGAGACCUCUCUCGUCGGGAUGCAACCCCUGUGGAGGGUUCACGGUUGAUCCGCGUGGCGCUAUCGUCGUGGGGGUGAGGGUCGGGGGUAGGUCGACGGAACUAGACGAUGUUCGUUCGAGGGAGGGAACGGAGUGUGGAGAUAGUCGACGAGGACGCUGGGUGGUGAGUGGCCACCUUUUCGUAGGUCCUCGGCAAGGUCCUACCGUCAGGGCCGCAGGACCGUUUUGUUUCCUCCGUUUCUCGCGUUCCUCGAGGGAAACAAGAGAAAGACAGAUCGAUAGACCGGCGGCCAGUGUGCUCGGCUAGGUCGUCUCUGCGUGUCGGGUGCGUGAAGGUGCGUGUUUUUCUCGCGUGGAUCGGGAGGACCGCUGGGACGCAGGGAUCGUCGACGGGGUGCGGCCGAUGAUGGUGAAGGCCCCGAUCAUGGGACCCUCGGCUGGCAGCCAGGGGAACAGGAAGAUCCACCCGGGGCCCGAGAUCUCGAUGAAUCCGAGGGAUCUGCCGACAGCGAACGCUCCUACACUCCCGGGUAUACGAACAGAUGGCAACUCUUUCGGCAAGGCAACCUCGAUCUUCAAUCCCCAGGUGGACGUCUCGACCCAGGUGGAUCUGCAUGGCGGUUUUGGUGCGUCGGGUGGUAACAUUAGCAUCGACUGGGAUCGUAGAGCGACCCCGCUCUACUCCCGCGAGGACAUCAAAGAGCAGUAUUGCAUAACCAGUAGGCAAUUGGACGCUGUCGAGAAAUCCGAGGGUGGGUUCUUCGGUUGCCUGUCGACGAGAGGGCCAUCGCCGUGCAGCGCCGCGCGAACCUCGAUCCUCUCCGCUUGCGUAAGAAGCGUCCCCAGCGACGAGAACCUCUGCGACGCUCCCUAUCCCAGACGAUCCCUCCAAAUCAUGUUCCGUCAACCUCAUUCGACCUAUUCGAGGGGUCUGUACCGUUACGACUUCGAGGACGAAGCCGACUGGAUCGAGAGUUCCUACUUGCGGCGUCGACCCAGAUCCUUCUGCACCGUGUCCGAUCCGAAAAGGAAACUUUGUAUUUUUAUCUCCUCUGUGAUGGUGCUGACGUAGAGGGACGAAGUCAGUCAAGUAUCGUUACAUGACCUCGAACUCAAGAAAUCCCUUGAUCAUCGCAUUGUGAUACAUUUAUCGAUAAACUCGAAGAUCAUUCCGAAAAUAAAUAAUUCUGAAUGAGCGAUAAUUACCAAGUACCUACCAAAAGAAUUUCGAUCGAUCUUGUCGCGCGAGUUUAUAAGAAAACUACUUUCUGUCUCGCGACGCGUUAAUCACUAGUCGUACAGCGAAUUUACUACUGGUUUCGCUAUAACGAUGACAACGUUCAUGGAGUGUAAAGAGAUUUACUGCCACCGAAGAAAAUAUCUGGACUUUCACGGUGCCGUGAUUCGACGACAUAAAUAUCCUGAAGUGGCAGAAAGGAAAAUUAACCGCUUUCCCAUAGAGUGCAGAGCUCCCAUUAAAUCUUAAGAUGGAGCUUGACAAAGUAUAACGUUAUCAUUCAAAUUCCAAUUUCUAUUUAACGAGUGAUCUAUGGAAAGUUCUGUACCUUUUUUUUUUUUUUUUUGAUAUUCGAGACUUUCAUUCAGAUUCUAAUUCUAUCCUUGUCUUGCAUCUGGGUAGUAGUAAGCUGUUUCGAAGGUAGUAGUAAGAGAUUACGGGUUCGACGACGCGUUGAGUGGUUCAGUUUAUUUCUAAUUGGCGCGAGUGGUGCACAGAAGCUUCAAUGACGACGUUGUUUCAAGGUUGCGUGUAAACGAUCGAUGAAAAAUUAUGUUCCCGGAGUAAAUUGAUGUAUUUAUACGUUAUCGGCGUAUCGACGCGAAAACUGCAGCUAUAAAUGCGACACGUGGCGAGUCGAUUUUAUAUAAGGUGUACCCAGAAGCUACAAUAGAAAACAAACAUCGAUAGCUAACACAAAUGUUUACCUGUAACACACACGAGCGUAGUUUACUAUUAACCGUUUCGAUCAAAGAUUUAGAUUCUCUCCUUGGUAUAACGGAUUAUAUAAACACGGUGUUUGACCUGGGAGGUGAAAUAAAAUUUAUUAUUCGUAUUGGCAGUUAUUUCCUUUAUUUUUGUAAGAUUUUUUUAAACGAAACAAAAGCAUGGUACGAGGA